Messenger RNA from Nothobranchius furzeri (turquoise killifish), 3350 nucleotides. It is a transcript of the gene rbms1b, whose product is annotated as RNA-binding motif, single-stranded-interacting protein 1. NCBI's taxonomy places the organism in Eukaryota, Metazoa, Chordata, Actinopteri, Cyprinodontiformes, Nothobranchiidae. Gene Ontology annotation, molecular function: mRNA binding. Gene Ontology annotation, cellular component: nucleus; ribonucleoprotein complex; cytoplasm. The record is from RefSeq and is a predicted model, not a curated record.
GGCAGCGGUGACUGCAGUUCAAUGAAGCCGCCAGUUGGACAAAUAGGGCUGGGCCACCGAAGUUGUGACAAUUUACGAAGCUUUUUAAUUACCUGGUAGUCGAUAACAAGGAUAUUUACUCAGCAAGUAUGGACAGAAACGUCAUUUUUCUCCUUUUAGUGGAUUAAAGAGGAUAUUUUCCAGCUGAUAACUUCCUAGACGUGGAGUUUCAUGUGUUUAGUGACGUUUUUGUUACCUUUAAAACUGACCUAUACUGUGUGAGAAUGAUUUUUGCUAAUACUGGAAACCCGCUAAGGACUUCGUAUCGAAAACAGCCACACCCCAUGGCUCCGCCCAGUCCGAGCACCAACAACAUCAGCAGCACUGGAGGCUGGGACCAACUCAGCAAGACAAACCUCUACAUCCGAGGCCUUCUGCCUUCAACCACAGACCAAGACCUGGUCAAGCUGUGUCAGCCGUAUGGUAAAAUAGUAUCGACGAAAGCCAUCAUGGACAAGACUACAAAUAAGUGUAAAGGAUAUGGUUUUGUAGACUUCGACAGCCCCGCUGCAGCUCAGAAGGCCGUGGCUGCCCUGAAGAGCACCGGAGUCCAAGCUCAGAUGGCAAAGCAACAAGAACAAGACCCAACAAAUCUAUACAUCUCCAACUUGCCGUUGUCUAUGGAUGAGCAAGAGCUGGAGAAUAUGUUGAAGCAUUUCGGCCAAGUUAUAUCCACGCGCAUCUUAAGGGACUCGGGUGGAGUGAGCAGAGGAGUGGGCUUUGCAAGGAUGGAAUCGACAGAAAAAUGUGAGGCAGUGAUUUCUCACUUUAAUGGAAAGUUCAUCAAAACACCUGCAGGUGUACCAGCACCUCCUGAACCGCUGUUGUGUAAGUUUGCCGAUGGAGGACAGAAAAAGAGGCAAAGUCAAAAUAAAUUUGGUCAGAAUGGCCGCGCCUGGGCGAGAGACAGUGACUCCAGACUGGCUGGAAUGACCCUGACAUAUGACCCCAGCACAGCUGCUAUGCAAAACGGAUUUUUCCCUGCUCCAUAUAUCUCAAGUAGGAUGAUCACUCAAACAUCCAUGUCUCCCUACAUGUCUCCAGUUUCAGCGUAUCAGAUGCAGAACGCUUCUUGGAUGGCUCAUCAACCCUACAUCAUGCAGCAUCCUGGUGCUGUGCUAUCGCCCUCUAUUGACCCAUCUGUGUCACUGCAGCCUACUUCCAUGAUGACCCCUCUCGCACAGCAGAUGAAUCACCUCACACUAGGUGGUGCAGGAACGUUUAUGGCUGCUAACACAGCUGUGCAAGGCGGAUAUAUCCCACAGUACGCACACAUGCACACAUCUGUUCCUGUGGAGGAAAACAGCGGGCAGUCACAAGUAGACUCAUCUGGCAACCAUUCCCCGUAUUCCUACCAACAAACCAAGUAGGGCCGAGGUAACAGCUGGACAACCGUGUCUACAGACCCAGUGGACUUUUAAGGAAUUUUUACUUUUUUUUUCUGCAGGUUUUGCAAAUCAGUGACACUUUUCUCCUGGCUUCAUUUUCAGAGAUUUUAUCUGACGUCAUUAAAUGAUUCAUAUACUAUUUAAAACAAAAAUGUUUUAUUUUCAUACUAGAAAAUGUUUUAUUUUUACAAGGAUUUGCCACAGAAUGCAGUAAAUAACCAUGUAACUAGUUUUAGUAAAUAUGUCUUGUUUGUUUUCCCCCCGAAACUGUUUUUGUUCUCUGUGUGUGUGUGUGUGUGUGUGUGUGUGUGUGUGUUAUGUUGUUUUGCUGUAAAUGGUUUUCCUUUGUUUUAAUUUCAGAAUGAUUUUGCUGUUUUUUUUUUUUUUUUUUUUGCUGUUUGACUAAAAUUUGCCUUAAUAGUUUUAAUGAAACACCAGAAUGUCAUAAAAAACCUGACAUUUAAAAAGAUAAUUACAUUUUUAAACUGUUUGUUUCCCAAGAUGAAAGGAAACUUAGACCAACAUUUAGGACAAAAGGUUAUUGUGAUUGUGUGUGUUUUUUAGGUAAAUAUACCACAUUUGUGGUCAGACAUCUUCAAGGAGAUAAUUUCGUAAUCCUGCCUUUUCAAAUGUUAGCGUUUUAGUGUUUAAAUUUUGUGGGUUAAGUAAGUUUGGGAAUUUUUUUACAGGGUUCACCUUUUUGCUUUUAUGUUAUAUUUGUUAUUUUAAUGGGAAAUAGUUUCUAUUUUAUUCAAAAAACAUUGAAACAGGAAAAAAACUGUUGCAUGAUUGAGAAAACAAAUGAAGGUUUUAGUUUAGGGUAAUUUAGAUAAACUUCUUACGUUCACGCCUAACUCUGUUGAUCGUAAACAAACCAUAUUCACCAAAGACUCAUCCUAAAAACUGGCAUCGUUUGACUCGUUCACCAGGAAGUAAGUGAUUCCGCAAACUUCUGCAGUUUUUGGAAAAUGUGCCUUUUUGUAAAUGUGCAGUUUUCUUAGAUUUUAGUAGCAAACACGAGCAAAGGGAAGGUUUCCAACAAGUGCCACACACAAUUUCUCAUUGCAAGAAAAACUACAAAAAUAUCAAAGAGCAGAGCGGUCUAAAACAUGAUGCUUAAUAAUUAGUAAACAUUUGAUGGUGUUCUCCGCUGAUCUGAUCAGACCAGUAAUCUACCUCAGAGUUUUUGUUCUGCUUUUAUUAAGUCGUGUUAGCAAGUCCAGUCCACCCCUCCAGACCAAAUACCCCACUCAGGAGCUGGCUACACACACAUAUUAAUUUUCCUCAGUUUAUGUUUGCAUUUUGUUGCCCUAACCAGGGGUAGCGAUGCGUUUCUUUUGUGUUUUGUUGCCUUGAUUUAAUUCCAGAGGCUGAUCUAAAAUCAUCUAAGACCUACAGCCAAGCUUUAUGUUAUGUUAAAAUGGUUUCUUUCUGUUUUGGAUCGGUGUAAAGUAACAUAUUCUGUGGGAUGUGCAGGAAAUGUAAAGGCCACAAUACUUGAUUUGUGUGUAAUGCCUGGGACUGACGAGUGAUACUGUCCUCAUGAGGUUUAUGCUGCUAAGUGGUGUCUGAACCAAGUGCCAUAAUCUGGGUCAAACAUCAGCUCAGAAAUGUUACCAUCACCUUGAACAUUCAGUAAGUUUUGUGGAAAUGUUCUAACUUAUGAAGAUUUUUGUACAGACAGCUUAAGGAAAUAAGAGAUUUUCAAAGAGCUACGAGAAAGUGUCUGUUUUUUUGUGCCACAAUUACCAAAGGUAACUCUGUGUACAGUUUAAGAAAUCAGUUCCCCCCCCCCCCCCCCCCCUUGGUGAUGUUUGUUUUGAAGCUGAAAUGUUUUUUUUUUCCUUUAGAUUGUCACCAAAAGUUUGUUCUGUUAAUUUCUUGAUAUUUUUGAAUAAAAACAAACACAUUUUUAGGUCAUAA